CAAAACACGAGUGACCUUCAGCGGUCAACGCAAGCGGCACGGCAGCUAUAUAAAAAGGGAGGCACUUCCAACACAGCCACAACCUUCUCAACCUCAACAUGAUGCGAAAGGUAGGCUUGAUGCUGGUGGCAGGCGUGGUCGCCCUGGUUUCUGGCGAUAUCAGUCACCAUGUAAAGAGUUCUCUGCACCACCCACUAGGUCACCAUGCAGCUCCUCUACAUCAUGUAGCCCCAGUACAUCAUGCUACCCCAGUGCACCAUGCUACCCCUGUGGUCCAUGCUGCUCCUGUACAUCACGGAAAAGGAUAUGCUCCUGCUUAUCCUGAUACGCCUCCACACUACGCCUUCGAGCACGCUGUCAACGACGACUACGCCGGCACCCACUUCGGCCACUCGGAGGCUCGCGACGGCUACAAGACGGAGGGCAAGUACUUCGUGCACCUCCCUGACGGCCGCGUCCAGACAGUCACUUAUUACGCCGACGAGACUGGCUACCACCCCACCGUUUCGUACGAGGGGACGGCCCACUACGACGCCCACGCAGCCGUCCCUCACCACGCCCCUGCUAAGGCUUACCACGCCCCUCAACCAGCAUAUCACGCUCCUGAGCCUGCAUACCACGCCCCUGAACCAGCAUAUCACGCCCCUGAGCCAGCAUAUCAUGCCCCAAUUGUACCCACCUAUCAUGCCUAAGUUAAAGACGUAUUUCUUGUGUACGAAAAGUUCAAUGAACAUUGUCAAUAUUUAAAAGACUUUUGUAUAAUAAAAUGAAACUGUGAA
Molecule: messenger RNA, 779 nt
Organism: Penaeus monodon (black tiger shrimp)
Lineage: Eukaryota; Metazoa; Arthropoda; Malacostraca; Decapoda; Penaeidae
Product: cuticle protein 21-like
Exons: 3
Coding region: 99-692 (197 amino acids)
Cellular component (GO): extracellular matrix
Source: RefSeq, a predicted model, not a curated record